Messenger RNA from Salarias fasciatus (jewelled blenny), 1418 nucleotides. It is a transcript of the gene stard15, whose product is annotated as StAR-related lipid transfer (START) domain containing 15. The transcript has 6 exons. Bases 99 to 887 code for a protein of 262 amino acids. NCBI's taxonomy places the organism in Eukaryota, Metazoa, Chordata, Actinopteri, Blenniiformes, Blenniidae. The record is from RefSeq and is a predicted model, not a curated record. Gene Ontology annotation, molecular function: lipid binding.
CUGGACCUGCGCACACCGUAGACCCGCCUCCGGUCCCGGACUCACCUGUCCUCACUCCGUGCAGUCCGGAUGUGACGGCCUGACCCCGCAUUGGAAGGAUGCCGGUGCAGAUCCCGGACGACUCGGACUUCGCUUCCUUCAAGGAGCAGUGUCUGAGCGAGGAGGGAUGGACGGUCCGCUACAACAAGGGCAGCGUGACGGUGUGGUGCCGCGACGAGGAGAGCAGCACCGUGCAGAAGCUCAAGAUGAGGAUCGUGUGUAAAGACGUGAAGGCGGAGACGCUUUACGACGUCCUCCAUGACACCAGCUACCGCAAGAAGUGGGACACCAACAUGAUUGACACGUACGACAUUGGCCGACUCACCGUCAACGCAGACGUGGGUUAUUACUCCUGGAAGUGUCCGACUCCUCUGAAGAACAGGGAUUUCGUUACCAUGAGGUCAUGGCUGCCGCUGGGUAACGACUUCCUCAUCAUCAACUACUCCGUCAAACACCCGCAACAUCCUCCGAAGAAGGACUAUGUCAGGGCGGUGUCACUGCUGACCGGGUACCUGAUCCAGUCCAAUGGCGCCUCCAGCUCCACCCUCUACUACUUGACCCAGGUGGACCCCCGAGGCUCGUUACCGAAAUGGGUGGUGAACAGAGUGUCUCAGUUUGUGGCUCCAAAGGCCAUGAAGAAGAUCUACAAGGCGUCCCUCAAGUAUCCGGAGUGGAAGCGGAAACACGAGCCGAGCCUGAAGCCGUGGAUGUUCCCGGAGCAGAACACGCUGCCGUGCAUCAGCGUGUCCGAGCUCGUGCUGCAGCGCGCCGACUCGCUGGAGAACAUUGACGAGAGCACUGUGAAGGAGGAGAAGACGGCGCAGAACAGUGACGAUGAUGAGAACUGAACACACACACGCACACACUCUGGUUCUGACUCACUGUUUGUUGGUUGGUUUGAUGAACUGAAACAUGUGGGACUCACUCAACCUGAAGGACCUCAGCAGCUCCGUCUCGCCUCCUGAUCAGGUUACAGCGACUGAAACUAUACUUCCCUCAACUUUAAUGACCAGAGUAUUUUUUGCCUUCUCUUAGAUGUUUUUCUUUCAGCAGUUUAAGAUAAUACAGCGUGACGACAUGUAAUUAAAAAUAACUAAAAACCUUCCAAAUUUCACUCUGUCUUCAGUGAAACUUUAACUUUGAUGCGGUUUCAGGCUUGAACAGGUGAUACAGGUGAUGGGAGACACCUGAGGGGGGGCGGGGCUUGAUGGUGAGAGAAUCCCGCUGGAAGAGUGUUAUUAGAUGAACGUUCUUCCUCUCCGACCAUCUUGAUCCUCACUCUGCUUUGAGUUGACUCUUGUUGUUAAUCUGUCUGUCGAACAAUAAAGAGUCUGUUCAGGUCCUGUUCCCAGACCCUCAGAUCCACCAGGUCCUGCUCU